AUCGUUAUCUACUAUAUUUAUAUGAGAAGUUUCCGGCCAAUUGAACAUCGUGCAAAAUGCCUAAUUCAGAGAUAUUAGUGGACACCAAAACUACAUUUGCUAUCUUAUCAAAUGCUAUAAAAGACUCACUAAAAAUUGAACAUGAGAUUUUGCAACUUAUUUCUCAAUUACCAAUAAUUACUAGUAAUUAUCUCCCAAGAGAUCUCAGUUUGUCUGCACAGAAAGAUGAUGAGAGUGGAAGCUCCGAAGAAGAUUUUAUUUUCAAAAAGAUAGCAAAGUGGGCUAUUGAACAACUAAAAUAUCACUUGGAUAAUGUUGACAACAACAUACAGCAUGAAAAAUACAAAGGACAGAUUAUGAAAGUUUGCCAGUUUGUUGAGAUUUUAAACUUUUUGGGAGGUUGUGACUAUGCCAAGGAAAAGUUUUCUAAUGUGUUGUCGAAGAAAUGUGAUGUUAUUUUACAAAAUAACAUGGAGUAUAUACAAGAAGUAUCAAAGAAUAUUCUGCAAGUAGAGGAAAAUUUUACACACCUUGUGGCCGACACUAAACAUCUUGCAUUGAAUUCAGUUUUAACACUAUUUCUAUGUGAAGGUAUACAUUUAAACUGUAAUGAACAGUUUAAUUUGAUAUCAGAUCCAAUUCUCGAAAAACUAAGUGUGGAACUUUUGACGCUAGUAGAUUCAUUAAAGGACUCCAUUUUCAAACAACUGUCUGUGCCUACGAUAAGAUCAUCUAUCGGGAGCUCUUCUCAUAUUAAUCUAUUCACAGCAUUAGCCGAAACUAUUGGCGAAGACACUUGUUUCAACAGACAAGAAUUAGUGUCUCUGGCAAACAUUGUUAAUGCUUUUCUCAACUUGGAGACAACUUUACGAAGAUCAGAAUAUACUAUAUUGUGGAAAUCCAAGUCAAAAGAUGAGGGAAUGAGAAGAAGUGCAUUGAAACAACGUUCUCAACUUCCAGAUUUGCUACGCUCUAGUCAAGAGUCGAGUUGGGUUCGUUCAUCGCAAAUUUAUGGAAAUUGGAAUUGGCAGGAAAUACUGAAAGAGAUAGGUCCAGUGAUCAUAAAGAGCAUCACAAAAGUUUUUGAUGAAUGUCAGACGAAUGAGAUCAAUUCUUCAAGAAAUGUUUAUCAUGCUAAUGACUCCUGCAACAUUACCACUGUACCAUCGAUUUCCUCAACUGUCUUGUCUGGGCCAGAUGUUCCUCGUGAGGUUAUAGCAUGUUUUGGAGAAAUCUUGAAACUGAUGAAAACACUUUUACCAUAUGCCAUUCUUGGUAGUCAGUACAGGCCUCUUUCAGGCUUUUGCACUUGCUAUAUUGACGAAUGCUCACAAUCAUUAAAAAGUAUGAAAUCCUUUCUUAUGAUGUUACUGAAUGAUGUCCCAAGUAAAGCACCAAUGAAUACUUUAUACUAUGUUCUUGCAACAUGUGACGAUGUUUGCUCAAUGUUGACAUUUUAUGCAAGUAAGAUGGAACCUGAUCCCAGAAUACCAUUUCAAGGAAUAUUAAAAGUAUACAAAGACCUAAGCAAUACCAUCAAAAAUAUUAUAACACAAUGCCUAAAAGAACAAUUGUCUAUGUACAUUUUGCAUGAUGCUGAUGGUAACCAUUGGUCUGAUGUGAAGGAGUUUGGUGAAGGGACAGGCUGUUCACAUUCUGUAGCAAUGUGGAAUCUUUUUCUACAUCAAUUGUGGUCUGAUUUUGGAUCUUGUAUGUCUGACAUGCAAAGAAAUGAUAUGUUUACGGAUGUGUUCACUAGCUCUCUUUCUAUUUUGCAAUCUCGUUAUUCGAGGUGCAAACUAUCAUAUAACAGAGCAAAGCAGCUGGUUUUUGAUAUUACUGCAAUUUUACACACAUGCAAGACAUUUUUCUUUCAUAUCAAUUUUUUUAUGACUUCAAAUUUCUUGAGGAAUGUUCCAGUAUAUUCUAUUGAUGCUACUUCUAUAUCUUCAAAAUUACGGACCAGCUGUGAUAUGCUCAUUUCAAUUUUGUACUUACUUUCUUGUCCCUUGGAGGUAAUUGAAAAGAGUAUAGCUCAUUCAGAGUCUAUGACUAUAGACAACACUGCUAAUUGGUUAUGUCUUAUGUUUCCUGAGAUAUUUCACGAAGGCUGGAAUGGAUGUUUUUCUGAUAUGACAAAUAAUGCUGCCGUAAAGUUCGUCCUAAAAAUGGAUGUUCAUCCCUCUCAAUCCUCGAUACUUUGUCUUUUUGGUAUUGUCAUGAGAGACUAUUUUGUAAUAGAUCAACUAUUUACUCAAAAACUGGAUUUCUCACAUGUGAAUGACUAUGGAAUGUGUGACUUUGAAGCGGAUAUUUUUUCAAUUUUUACAUCUUGUUCAUCCAGUUUUCAUGAUGCUUUCUUCCACAUUGUCUUCAUAUCAGUACAAAGGGAUGUCACAAAGCUCACUAAAUUGUCAUUGCCAGGCAUCGGCGAACAGUAUACUGCUGAAUUUUUAUGGCAACGUAUAUUGCAUUCCACAUUGUCAGAUAUCUUGUGUCAAUCUAUGAGAAGACUAGGAACAUACGUCAGUAGUUUAACAUGGUCAUUCCUUGGUUGUGAGCUUAUAUCUUCCCUCCCAGCGAGCAUGAAAGAUCAAAUUUUUAGCAUAAAGAAUUCAAAGGUUGAUGAUAAAAAUAGUUGUGAACUUGUAUGCAUUAUUAUACUGGUCCAAGGCAUCGAACAAGCAAUGUAUGAAUUCCCAGAAUGGUUGGUAACAUUCCUCAUUCAUUUUAAGGAAGCAGUUAUAAGUGGUACUAAAGGCGAUAUUUUUGUGUUAGGAAAUGGUAUCUUACACAUGCUACUUCAUUCUACGUGCCAUGUGUUGAGGUCGCCAGCACUUUGGGAAAAACACCAUGGAAUUGAAUUGCUAGAAGAAGGUGUGGAAUGGAUGGAAAGAAUAUCGGAUCGAUUGUUACACUUUUGUGAAGAGAAUCAUCAAUUGCCUUCGGAUAAUUUUCUGUAUAAAACCACACUACAACAUAUUAAUAAUCUCCACACGAAGAUAAACAUCCAUUUCAGCAGGAGAAGGGUGUCUGAUCUUCAUCAAGAACAUCUAUUUAUGAAAUGUGAACGAAUGCUGGGAAACAUGGAAAUCCAGGAUACAGCUGCCCUCAAAAGUGUGCAUCGAAUUAAACUUGUUAUUCAUAAAAAUUAUGGACUUUUGUUUGGUGAAUGUUCAAAUCAAAGAGGACAAAAAACUGAAGACGAUAAUUUACUUAACAAAUGGGAAAGAUUAUGUGCACAGAAUUCUGAACAUGACGUGUCUGACAUAGAUAAUUGGAGUAAAAUAUGCAAAGGUAUAGUUUCUGGUCUAGAUCGCGGUACAUUAGACUUGUUGCUAUCCCAUCGAUGGGAGAUGAAGCAAGGUGCGUUUAUGGACGAAAAACAUGCUCAAAUUGUUAAAAGAAUAAAACUUUGUUUGUCCAGGCCAUAAUAUAUGAUUUUUUAUUACGGUACAUCAGUUGCAUACACAAUUGGCGCUAGUGCGCUGCCGCUGGGGUUAAUCAGCCAGUUAUUUGUUUCAGAUACAUGGACUUGAAGGUGAAGGAAGCCGUAACCGACCAGCAGUUACUGAGAAGUCCAGCAAUCCUCCCGCACACAAUUUUAUUGUUACCCAGAAAAUGAAAUACAUUCAAAAACUUCUAAAAGAGGAAAUAAACCCAGUGUGAAAAUUUAUUGAGAUUGAAGUGCCAGACAAAUAUCGUCUUCAAGUAACGCUUGAAGGAAGAUCGAGCUCAAAUUCAUAUGUUAUAAAAUGUUAUUACCUUUAACAUCCGUACAAAAAGUAUUUAAAAACAGGUAUUCCCGUAACAAAAAAUGCUUCUUUGAUUGGAAAAUGUCAAAAUUUGAUCAACCUAUUUGGUACAACAAAAGUAUUUUUUAUGCCAGAAAACAAUUUUUUCAUAGAGUCUUGGUAUGAUCGUGGACGUGGUCGUGGUAUAAAAGAAGUACGACACUUGGCAAAUGUGGGUACUUUGUUAAGUAUAGAGAGUUGACUGAAAAAUAUGGCAUGCAAUAUUGUAAUGAAGAAUGUGUAAAUUAACAUCCUCUCACUGGAGUUUUACCUGAUGAAUGGUCAUGUAAUAUUGGAAACUGUGUUUAUUUUAGUGCAUUAUGCGACCCUGAAAAAAAUGUAUUUCAUCUUAUUUCCGAAACAUUCGAAUCAGGAAAAGUUAGUAUUCAUGAAAAUUGAACGUGAUAAAAUAUAUACCCUGAUACAAAAAUAGGUAGACCUUAUUUUUGUUAUAUGGAUAUUUUUUAUUGUACUAUUGAAAUUAAGUUGCGAUCUUUUUAUAUGAAGAUGUGCCACUAAACGAUAGAUUAUAUAAAUUCAAACUUGUUUUAUCAGAGUUAUGUGAUUUCUAUAAAUUUAAUGUUGAAACUAGUAGUCACCUUUUUAUGAUUGUAUAGUUAUGAACCAGUUUUGGGAAUCUUUUACAUAUGGAUAUAUUCAAUAACAGAAGUUAAUUCAACUUUCUCUAAGGAGAUUGUAUAUGGGGAUAUGCUAAUAUUUUUUAUAAUAAAUUUUUAUAAAUAAAUGUAUAUAAAUCCUCUAUGAUAAUC
Styela clava is the source of this 4564-nucleotide messenger RNA. RefSeq lists its product as uncharacterized. NCBI's taxonomy places the organism in Eukaryota, Metazoa, Chordata, Ascidiacea, Stolidobranchia, Styelidae. The record is from RefSeq and is a predicted model, not a curated record.